AUGUCUAAUCGUUUAAAUUCAUUGGGAGGAAGCAAUUCCAAGCCUGGGUUGAAGUUUAAACCGAAGGUAGUUGCAAGAAAGUCAAAAGAAGAGAGAGAUGCCGCUACGGCAAGGAUAAAUGCAGAAGAAAAGCCCUCAUUCGAACGAAAGAAGUACACCAAGAAGCCUCCACAGCAGCGCCGACUCCCGAGGUACCUAGAAAACACGAAGGUAAUCACCUCGGGUCCGCUUGCCGCAGGUAACUUCUCCAAUGGUGGUGACAGUGGGCGGCCGUUUUUUAAGGUAGAAGGCUCGCAAUCGAAACUGCUACAACAGGGUCUCCUAGCCGCCGGCAAUGACACAGGUGAGGAUGGAUCAGACCAGGAGGACUACCAGGAUAACAAGAACCGCAUUAACAUGGGUAAAGAAACCAAGCCCGAGCAAUUAUUCCAAGAAGACGAAGAGAGCGAUGUGGAGAUGGACGCCGACGCCGCCACAUCGCGGCGCGUGGCAGAGCUGUUUCCUGUGCGGGCCGUGCGGGUCCGCCACGAAGAGCUUGAGAGUAGCACGAGUGUGGUCGCAGAGGCGCCGUCCGACUCCGCUACGCCGGCCACACCACCAGCAUUUGGGGACGCGACACUGGACACAAUGUUGCGCGCCCAUCAGGAGGAGCUGCGCACUAAGCUGGAUGAACUACAUGUUGGCGGUCUGGAAUCCGCAGAGGUAAUGGCGGAGCGCAAGAAGAUCUCACAGGAUCACAGGUAUAUCAAGGGGAAACUCGAUCGCCUCGACAAGCAGCCGGGAAAGUUUCUAUUCUUCCAGCUUCCCUCAGAGCUACCUGAAUUUCGGCCACUCAACCCGAAGCCACGCGAGCCCGCGCCCGAGCAGCAGACGGAGCCUGUACCAAAGACAGAAGACUCCCAGGAGGACGAAGCAGAUGCUGCACCCGUGGCGAAGCCGACUGCAGACCUCUCCGAGUUGGACCAGCUCGCAGGCAAUAUCGGCUCACUCAGGAUACACAAAUCAGGCAUGAUUUCUGUACGGUUGGGGGAUUGCAUCAUGGAUGUCGUCAGAGGGGCGGAGUUCACGUUCUUGCAGGAUGUCAUUGCCUUGGAUAACGAAGGCCAGGAAAUAGAGCUUCUUGGCCAGGUUGAUGGGCGCGUGGUAGUGACACCCCACCUCUGA
Molecule: messenger RNA, 1164 nt
Organism: Eremothecium gossypii ATCC 10895
Lineage: Eukaryota; Fungi; Ascomycota; Saccharomycetes; Saccharomycetales; Saccharomycetaceae
Gene: RPC53
Product: DNA-directed RNA polymerase III subunit C53
Exons: 1
Coding region: 1-1164 (387 amino acids)
Biological process (GO): transcription by RNA polymerase III
Cellular component (GO): RNA polymerase III complex
Molecular function (GO): DNA binding
Source: RefSeq, marked provisional